AUCCCCUGAUGCUCCUCAGCCCUACCAACUACGGUUAGCUAAGGAGCUUCCGAAUCGGGUAGCAGUUUUGGAACUAAGCCUUCCAGGUUUCCUGAUUGGGACACUAUCCCAGAACGGCAAUGAUUCACUGACACAGAACAGAUUCCCAGGGCAAAAUCUGGUAGCCCUAAUUAGGGCUAAAAAAAGGUCACUGCAGCCCAAAUGGGUUUCUAUCUUUAACCUCUUCCUUCAACGGUGGCUCCAAUGUCACCACCUCAUUAUGUAUAUACUCAAAGCUAGGUAAUUUGAUAGUUGAUAGUUAGUCGUAUGAUUGAAUGCGAUCCCAAUAAGCUCCUGAAUUUUUGAAAUUUUGUGGACAUCAUCUGAGUUCCCUCUAAGCAAGAACAAUGGCGAAACGUACGACCGUCUUGUUCUUGACGAAUGCGGAGUUCAGUCAAGCUUCCGUCAAUUUGGCUGCGUCCGCCGCGCUCGCCACCGAUGAGUCCAUGGACGUCCAUAUCGGUUCAUUCAAGGGCCUGGCACCAAACGUUGCCCCUGGUGUCACUUUCCACGCCUUAGAAGGAAAAUGCUUCAAGGACGUUGUGAUAGAGAAGGGCAAGGAGUUCCUACCGAGACAUCCGCCAGGGGUUCAAGGAGCAAUUCAGUCCUACAAAGAGACGAUGCCAAUGCUACUCGCUCCGUGGGAUACAGAUGACUAUUUUGUCAUCUACGACUCCUGCGUCAACCUGAUCAAGGAACUAAAGCCUGCCGCAGUGGUACUGGACUUUUUGUUCGGUCCCGGAGCCGAUGCGGUCAACACGCUCAAGCAACGGCACGUCUACAUGAGCCCGGGAGUCUUCAAAGAUCAUGCCGUGCACAUGCAACCUUAUCUUGGGUUCGCGUGGAAAUUCCCAGUAGUGUCAUCGGGAUUCCGCGUCCCAUUGCCUUGGUCGAGCAUUUUGCCGAACAUUUAUCUGAUCUACAACUUGCUCAAGCUCAGCUACUUCAUUCCGGAGGUAAAGGACUUCAUCAAAGCCCGUAAUGACCGCGGCAUUCCGGGAAACCUGAGCACCAAGUACAACAUGUUCGACUUCAACCUGACGUACCUCACACAAGCGCGACCUCAAACAGAUUUCCCGUUAGAUUACGUGCCUGACAACCUGAUCGGUUGCGGGCCGAUCCUACCCCCAUUCGAACCGCUUGAAACAGCGGACCCGGAGCUCCAUAAGUGGUUGAUUGGCAGACCCACUGUUAUCAUUAACAUGGGCUCCCACGUCACUUACAAGGGCAACCAGAUCGGCGAGGUCUUAUCAGCGAUCCAGGAGAUUGCCGACCGUCAUUCGGAGAUCCAGAUCCUGUGGAAGUGUCCGAAGCCUUCGAAGGAGGAAAAGCCGCCCACCGUUGACACGGAUCUCUUCGGCGACCGCAUCAAGAUUAUCUCGUGGCUGCCCUCGACCCCUGUGGCCGCUUUGACGGCUAGCAAGUCGAUCCUAGCUUACGUGCAUCACGGAGGCUCUAACUCCUUCCACGAGGCCAUUGGCGCUGGUGUGCCGCAGGUUGUCUGCCCUGUCUGGAUCGACACCUACGACUUUGCGACGCGAACUGAGAUGAUUGGAGUCGGCGUCAGAGGCAAUGAGAAGGCUGCUCCUUAUGUGAAGGCAGACGAGUUCGCAGCCGCCUUAGAAAGAGUGGUUGGAGGCUCACCCGAAGCUGAGAAGUUCAGAGAGACGGCGAAGAGGAUAUCAGAACAAGUAGGCUAUGUAGACAGCGGGAGGAAGAUCGCGGCGAGGCAUAUUAAGGACGUUGCGUUACAAGCGUGAUGGGUGUUAGGUAACGGUUAGUGUUGUAUUAUGGAUGUAACGAGGUAUUUUCUUUGUGGUAGACUAGCGUUUGAAUUGAAUCUCGGGUAUAUUGUAUAAUAAAUUGAGAUGGUCUAGUAGUGCGUUGCUGGCGUAGAAUACGUAAGGAAAUAGAAUAGCAAUACACGAUUAACUUAGUUGAUAUUGAAAAUGGGUAUGACUGUCGCUAAACUUUCAAGAGCGUGAUAUUGAUCGUGUAUAUGAAAUUCACCUGGAGGUUUCAUUGAGCAGUGGAUACUUGGUUGAACUUUCAUCUUAGGGCAUUGGUAUUGCUACCAUUUAUUCAAAUUGAAAAUAUGAUAAAAUAAGUCGAUUGCUCAAUGUCAAUCU
Molecule: messenger RNA, 2168 nt
Organism: Annulohypoxylon truncatum
Lineage: Eukaryota; Fungi; Ascomycota; Sordariomycetes; Xylariales; Hypoxylaceae
Product: glycosyltransferase family 1 protein
Exons: 2
Coding region: 387-1799 (470 amino acids)
Molecular function (GO): UDP-glycosyltransferase activity
Source: RefSeq, a predicted model, not a curated record